This is a messenger RNA of Vitis vinifera (wine grape), 2310 nucleotides long. Its product is annotated as O-fucosyltransferase 16. Bases 357 to 2084 code for a protein of 575 amino acids. The record is from RefSeq and is a predicted model, not a curated record. NCBI's taxonomy places the organism in Eukaryota, Viridiplantae, Streptophyta, Magnoliopsida, Vitales, Vitaceae. The transcript has 10 exons.
AGAACGGAUGGUAGAGAUGUUCGGUGCACGUGACAGGGAGGUUCCGAUAGAAGUUUGGACUUGGGGCGGGGGCGACUGAGUAGGGUCGGGAAAUUGCAGAAAUAGAAAGUGGCCUCAAGGGUGAGCCCAGCCAGCCUCGCUUCGUUCGAGGUGAUUUGCUUUGCUUUUGGGCGCUGCUGCAUCAUGUUUUUUCUAUCGGCGCCAGAGCAGUAGCUGAAGAUGCGUCGUGGAGGGACUGUUGUCGUUAUUGUAGAUUCCGCUUGAGAAAAUGCUGAUGGUAGAGAUCGUGCCCUCAUUUCGUCCUCUCUAGGAACUCGAGGGAAGCGCCUGUGCUCUACUCGACCAUCGCCACCGCCAUGGUUUUGCCCAGGCGGCGACACCACAGCAAUAACCGCCUCCGCUGUUUGGCUCCGAUUAUCGUCGUCGUCUGCGGCGGUAUCCUCCUCUUCUUAGCUCUCCUCUCCUUCCUCGUUCCUCCUCCCCUAGACACCGAUCACCUCCGCUCCCGCCACAACUACUUUGUCCCGUUCGGCAGUCGCGGCGAGGGUUCGAAUGGAGCCGUGAAGUUUAGUGUUCCGGUUAGGAGUGGCGGUGGAAGAUCGGAUCAUGACCUGUGGAGUUCGAGAUUUUCGAAAUUCUACUAUGGAUGCAGCAACGCGAGCCAUAAGUUUGGAAAAGCUGUAGCUAUCACAGUUCCCAAUCGAUUCUUGAUGAUUGCUACCAGUGGAGGCUUAAAUCAACAGAGAACUGGGAUAACUGAUGCUGUUGUCGCUGCCCGCAUUUUAAAUGCUACUCUUGUCGUUCCAAAACUGGAUCAGAAGUCCUUUUGGAGGGAUGCUAGUAAUUUCUCAGAGAUCUUUGAUGUUGAUUGGUUUAUUAAGUAUCUAUCAAAGGAUGUUAAAAUCAUAAAACAGCUUCCUGAAAAGAAAGGGAAAACUGGGACUCCUUAUACUAUGCGUGUUCCAAGGAAGUGUAGUGAAAGAUGCUAUCAAAGUCGUGUACUACCUGUUAUUUUGAAAAGGCAUAUUGUUCGGCUCACCAAGUUUGAUUAUAGACUUGCGAAUAAGUUGGACACAGAUCUACAGAAGCUAAGAUGUAGAGUGAACUACCAUGCUUUAAGGUUCACUGUUCCUAUACUUGACAUGGGCCGAGAAUUGGUCCACCGAAUGAGGAUAAGAAGCAAGCAUUAUAUUGCCCUGCACCUGAGGUUUGAACCCGAUAUGCUUGCAUUCUCAGGAUGCUACUAUGGUGGGGGAGAAAAGGAAAGGAAAGAGCUGGGUGCAAUACGAAAGAGGUGGAAAACUUUACAUACGAGCAACCCAGACAAGGAAAGGAGGCAUGGAAAAUGCCCACUCACUCCAGAAGAAGUUGGUCUAAUGCUGAGAGCACUGGGAUAUGGCAGUGAUGUUCAUAUUUACGUGGCAUCUGGUGAAGUAUACGGAGGGGAAGAGACAUUGGCACCUCUAAAGGCACUCUUCCCAAAUUUCUAUUCAAAAGACACUAUAGGCCGGAAAGAGGAACUGCAACCAUUUGCUGCAUUUUCUGCUCGCAUGGCUGCACUUGACUUCAUAGUUUGUGAUGAAAGUGAUGUAUUUGUUACCAACAACAAUGGAAACAUGGCUAAAAUAUUAGCUGGGCGAAGGAGAUAUUUUGGACACAAGCCUACCAUUCGUCCAAAUGCCAAAAAACUAUCUCGGUUGUUCCUGAAUAAAGGUAACACGAGUUGGGAAGUGUUUGCCUCUAGAGUCCGUAUUUAUCAGAGAGGCUUCAUGGGGGAGCCGAAUGAGGUGAGGCCAGGCAGAGGCGAGUUUCAUGAGAACCCAUCCUCCUGCAUAUGUGAAGAGUCUGGGGCUAAUGCAAAGAGAGAUUCGGGUUCUCAAAAAUCUGGGAAGGAGAGUAAUGCCACAAGAAAAGAUUUUGAUGAAGAUGAUCAGAAUAUGGAUGAUGAGCUAGAAUGGAUGGAUCCAGAUGAUGAAGAGGAUCAAACUGGCCCUCAGGAGACUGGCCUAGCAAAUGGAACAGGCUUGGAUUAUGGUGUACUCGCAUCUGAGGAGCCUGAGUUGGAAGAGAUGCUUUCAGACUAAAGGGAUUCAUGCACCUUUCACCUCUGGUCAAAGAGUUGUUUCGCUACUCUAGUGCCCCUUUCAUUUGUUAAUUCUUUGACCCCACUUGAACAAUUUGCAGCUCUAAGCGAAAAUCCUUUCGACCAUCCUGCAUAGUUAGUAAUUAGCCCCACCCCCACUGUAUAUAAAUCCAAUGGAUAGUGCAGUUGCUCAUCCAAUUUUGUGAACGCCGCUAACAUUUUUUUUU